AUGGGCCGCAGCGGCUACGAGACGAGCAACAUGGGCCCCCACGGCACCGUCCCGGACCCGGACCCGAGCUCGUGGUCGUACGCGGGCCUCCCGCCGCCCAACCGCAAGGAGCAGACGGCGCUGCGCAAGGCCUCGGCCGCCGCCGCCGCCGCCGCCGCCGCGUCGUCCCCCAUCAGCACAGGUGGCUACGACGGCAACAGUCCCCAGCCGUCGUCGGGAUCGCCGCGUGCUGCUGCUGGCAAGUGUAAGUUUUUUGUGGUGGACAGGACCUAG
Gaeumannomyces tritici R3-111a-1 is the source of this 273-nucleotide messenger RNA. RefSeq lists its product as hypothetical. Lineage: Eukaryota; Fungi; Ascomycota; Sordariomycetes; Magnaporthales; Magnaporthaceae. The transcript has a single exon. The record is from RefSeq and is a predicted model, not a curated record. The coding region runs from base 1 to 273 and encodes 90 amino acids.